Molecule: messenger RNA, 861 nt
Organism: Caenorhabditis briggsae
Lineage: Eukaryota; Metazoa; Nematoda; Chromadorea; Rhabditida; Rhabditidae
Exons: 7
Coding region: 1-861 (286 amino acids)
Biological process (GO): peptidyl-L-cysteine S-palmitoylation; protein targeting to membrane
Cellular component (GO): Golgi apparatus; endoplasmic reticulum
Molecular function (GO): protein-cysteine S-palmitoyltransferase activity
Source: RefSeq, a predicted model, not a curated record
AUGUCGGGCGGACGGUUUCGCGUCCAAUCAGUGGCUGAUGGCAGCGGUGGAGCUGCGUCAGGAAGCGUCGGAACACUAGAGGCAGCAUCGGAAUCCAACUUGACAGUCAACAAAAAAGAAAAUGAAUCCAAAAUAUUUGAUUCCGAAGGUUUGCUCCACUGGUCGCUGCUUAUGACGAUGUGCUCCAUAUGGGUGAUUUCUGCAUCGUUCUACUGGCUUCUGAUUCUGACGGAUCCUGGUGUGAUGCCUCGCUCGAAAACCCCAUUAAACGAUUUCGUAGAGCAUCUGGAGACAAAGAAAAUCGAACGAUAUUGUUUUACGUGUUGGAUUCCAAAGACUUCAAACUCGCAUCACUGCUCCCAGUGUGAUAAAUGUGUCGAUGGAUUCGAUCAUCAUUGUCCAUGGAUUCACAAGUGUGUCUAUCGGAAAAAUCUUCGAUUCUUCGUCCUUUUCUGCCUCACCAACUUGAUAUUUGACGUCAUCUAUGUUCCAGUUUUGAUCAAUAUGAUUGCUGUUUCAUGGAAUACUGUUGGAUUCAGUCAAACCCUAUCCGAUCAUGGAAUCAUGGUUCUCAGUCUAUUCUUCUCAAUCCCUCACGUCAUCGGAGCCGGAGCCAUCACCUACACUCAAUUCUCACAGAUUUCUCGUCACAUCACCACAAUUGAAAUCAUUCGGAAUAGCAGAGCUCAACAGGAUUCUGAUAAAUUAGGAAAAAAGAAAUUUAGAUCCACUAGUCCAACAUCCGCAUCGAUUUACAACCCAUGGGAAGACAGUCCGAGUAUCAAGACGAGAGUUCGAAAUGUCUGUAAUCUUCUAGUAUUUGAUCGAUUCGGAGGUGAUGAGGAUGGAGUGCAACCAUAG